Molecule: messenger RNA, 905 nt
Organism: Molossus molossus (Pallas's mastiff bat)
Lineage: Eukaryota; Metazoa; Chordata; Mammalia; Chiroptera; Molossidae
Gene: NTMT2
Product: methyltransferase like 11B
Exons: 4
Coding region: 54-905 (283 amino acids)
Biological process (GO): N-terminal protein amino acid methylation
Cellular component (GO): cytoplasm
Molecular function (GO): N-terminal protein N-methyltransferase activity
Source: RefSeq, a predicted model, not a curated record
GAACAGCCAAGCGAGCUUCCUCUCUCUGUGGGAAUAACAAGCCCCCCUUCUCCAUGGCCCACCUGGGAGCCCACUUCGCCUUCAGAUCCCGCUGGCAGAGGACCGAUGAUGAACUCUGUCGACAUAGUAUGUCCUUUGUCCUUCACAAAGCCAUUCGCAAUGACUUCUUUCAGAGCUAUCUCUACCUGCUGGAGAAAACCCCCCUGGUGAAAUUGUAUGUUUUAACCAGUCAAGUCAUCAAUGGUGAGAUGCAGUUCUAUGCCAGAGCUAAACUUUUCUACCAAGAAGUGCCCGCUACAGAAGAGGGGAUGAUGGGAAAUUUCAUUGAACUGUCCAAGCCAGAUAUCCAGGCCUCUCGGGACUUUCUUAGGAAAUUUGUUGGGGGGCCCGGGAGAGCUGGCACGGACUGUGCCCUGGACUGCGGCUCUGGGAUCGGAAGGGUCAGCAAGCAUGUCUUGUUGCCAGUUUUCAACAGCGUGGAGCUGGUGGACAUGAUGGACUCGUUCCUCCUCGAAGCCCAGCACUACCUGCAGGCCAAGGGAGACCAGGUGAAAAGCUAUCACUGCUGCAGUCUGCAGAAAUUCACACCCCCGCUGGGGAGAUACGAUGUCAUCUGGAUUCAGUGGGUCUCCGGGUACCUGACCGAUAAAGACCUCCUUGCAUUUCUGCGCCGGUGCCGAGAGGGCCUGAGAGAGCACGGCGUCAUCAUCCUGAAGGACAACGUGGCUCGGGAGGGCUGCACGCUGGACCUCUCUGACAGCAGCGUGACCCGGGACCUGCGCAUCCUGCACAGCCUGGUGCGGAAGAGCGGGCUGGCGGUGCUGGGCCAGGAGCCGCAGGGCGGCUUCCCAGCGCAGUGCGUGCCGGUGUGGAUGCUCGCGCUGCACCGCCGCGGGCGCUCCUGA